AUGGUCAAAUCGACAACCUCAUUGCUCACUUUGGCCCUUUGCCAGCUUUUCCAUAUCAGCUGUGCUGCAGCUGCAUUAAAUGGAUCGGUUUAUCUUGACUCGACACGCUCUCCCGCAGAGCGAGCUGACGACCUCUUGCGCCUCAUGACAUGGGAGGAAAAGAUUUGCCAGCUCGGAGGAAUAAGACGACUUGCUGAGACCGUGAACGGCAAGGUGUCACACAACGCAACACUGUUCGAGGAGAUCCGCAAGACCCAGAAUGGGCAAAUUGGCUUCGGGGCACCCCAGAAUUACGCGCUUGAUCUGUUGCCCAUCGCCAACAAAGUCAGAGCCGAACAGAUCAACAAUACUAGACUGGGCAUUCCGUACAUCACAGUCGCAGACUCCGUCAGUGGUCUCAUGAUUUCCGGUGGCACGCUAUUCCCUGGUGCCCUUUCUAUGGGCUCAACCUGGAACAUCCCUCUCUAUGAGCAAGCCGUUGCUGCUAUUCGGGAUGAAAACGUAGCAAUGGGUACUCGUUGGGUCUUGUCACCAGAGGUUGACCUCGCUAAAGAUCCUAGAAAUGGCAGAAACGGCGAGAUGUUCGGUGAAGAUAGCUACCUCGUCGGCGAGUUUGCCACGCACUACAUCAACACGAUGCAGGAGAAAGAUGAGAACGGCUUCGUCAAAGUCGCAACGACAAUCAAGCACUGGGUUUACGGCUCCGGCAGUGGAGGCGUCAACACCGCUAGUAUCCAGAGUGGCCUGAACUAUAUCCUCAACGAAUACGGUGCUCCCUAUGUCAAGGCCUUCAGAGAGGCAAACCCCUUAUCGCUGAUGAUAUCAUACGCCAGCGUCGAUCAGAUCCCCAUGUCCAUGAACAAGUACCUGAACAGAAAGGUUCUUCGAGAGAUGCUUGGCUUCAAAGGUCUCAUCAUGUCUGACGCCGGUUCGAUACGCAAUAUGUACACCCAGUCAAAAGUCGCCAAGUCGUUUGCGGACGCCGGGCUAAAGGCUUUGCGGGGUGGGCUGGAGCACGAGCUUUCACCGAGACCGCCUUCUGUAUUCCCCACGCUCAUCAACUAUUCGAACGAUACCGAGGUCAUGGACCUUGUCGACAUCUCUGUUCGGGCGAUUCUUGAGAUCAAAUUUGCCACUGGAACCUUUGAUCUGCCUCUUCCCUCGGUCGAGAAUUUGAACGCGACUCUUCGCAGCGGAGAGCAUCUUGAAAUCAAUCGCAAAGUCUCACGCGAGGCAAUUGUGCUGCUUCAAAAUGAUGGUACGCUGCCUUUACAGCGCAGCAAAGUUUCCCAAGUUGCUCUGCUGGGACCCUAUGCCGACAUUCUCAACACUGGCCAAUAUGCCGCCAACAACGCCUCGGACCUGUCUUAUGGCGAUACGUUCCGUCGAAGUCUGGAGCGAGAAAUUGGUGCGGAAAACGUCAAGUAUGUUGCAGGAGUUGACAUCUUGCGCACGAAUGACAGCUCGGACAUCGAAACUGCUGUCAACGCAGCUAAGGAAGCGGGCCUUGCCGUUGUGGUUCUCGGGUCCGGCUGGGGGUCUUUUGACAACUCGUACGAGUCUCUUCACCGAACUGACGGUGAGGGCUUCAGUCAUCCGCACUUGGGUUUCCCUGGGUUGCAGCAGCAGCUUCUCGAUGCGGUGAUCAAUGCCGGCGUGCCAACUGUGUUGGUACUCAGCGGAGGGCAGACAUUCCUGCUGGACGAGUCCGCCAAGAGGGCCAAGGCUAUCAUCCACACUUGGCUCGCCGGAGAAUUCACAGCUGACGCCUUGGUCGAAAUUCUCUUUGGUAGUGUGAAUCCAAGUGGCAAGCUUACAAUCACUUUUCCGGAAGCCGACGGCGCGUUCCCCGUGGCCUACGAUUACUUCCCGUCCGAUGAUCAGGGUGGAUUUGGGACGGCGACGCAGUAUGAUUGGCACUUGCCAGAGCUGACACGUUAUGCUCCUUUGAGAUUUGGCUUCGGCUUGAGCUACACGACUUUCAAUAUUUCUUCCAUCUCUCUCCAAUGCCACUCAGUCGUUAACAACGGCACUGUCAGUGAGUGUGAUAAGAACAGCCAAGUCACUGUUUCUGCUACAGUCACGAACACGGGACCAAGAGAUGGUCAAGAGGUGGUGCAACUCUACUAUCGUCCAGAAUACAGCCAGAUCGAAUUUCCGGUCAUGAAGCUUAUUCGCUUUGAGAAGAUUGUAGUCGCAGCAGGCAGUUCGAGGAAGGUCAGCUUGAAUGUGCCUUAUGCGGAGCUGGGUUACUUCAUUGACGGGGAGUGGCAAGUCGAAACAGGGUUGUACAACUUCUGGAUUGGGAGCAGUUCGAGGACACAAGAUUUGCAGGGGGUGAAUGCGACUUUGGUGUAA
This is a messenger RNA of Colletotrichum scovillei, 2358 nucleotides long. Its product is annotated as beta-glucosidase. Gene Ontology annotation, biological process: carbohydrate metabolic process. The transcript is spliced from 4 exons. NCBI's taxonomy places the organism in Eukaryota, Fungi, Ascomycota, Sordariomycetes, Glomerellales, Glomerellaceae. Gene Ontology annotation, molecular function: hydrolase activity, hydrolyzing O-glycosyl compounds. Bases 1 to 2358 code for a protein of 785 amino acids. The record is from RefSeq and is a predicted model, not a curated record.